Messenger RNA from Lactuca sativa (garden lettuce), 333 nucleotides. RefSeq names its product large ribosomal subunit protein uL6z/uL6y. Gene Ontology annotation, molecular function: structural constituent of ribosome; rRNA binding. NCBI's taxonomy places the organism in Eukaryota, Viridiplantae, Streptophyta, Magnoliopsida, Asterales, Asteraceae. Gene Ontology annotation, biological process: translation. Gene Ontology annotation, cellular component: ribosome. The record is from RefSeq and is a predicted model, not a curated record.
AUGAUUCAUCAGGUAAACCUAUCGUAUUCAUCUCAUUCGUGUGCAGCUUACAACCUUUCUUCUGCACUGCGUCUUCUCCACUUCGUCACAGCCAUCGUCCGACGAGCUUCAUCACAGGUGAGGAAGGUGGAUAUGCUUGAUGGAGUGACCGUGGUCAGAUACAAGAAGGUUAAGGAUGAAUUGAUUCUAGAUGGAAAUGACAAUGAGCUUAAAUGUGUUAUGAAGAAAAAGGAUAUCCAAAAGUUUCUUGUUAUGAAGAACAAGGAUAUCCAAAAGUUUCUUGAUGGUAACUAUGUGAGUAACAAGGGAAAGAUAGAGUUCUGUGACAAUUGA